This is a messenger RNA of Saprolegnia diclina VS20, 2293 nucleotides long. RefSeq lists its product as hypothetical. Bases 154 to 2220 code for a protein of 688 amino acids. The transcript has 3 exons. Lineage: Eukaryota; Oomycota; Saprolegniomycetes; Saprolegniales; Saprolegniaceae. The record is from RefSeq and is a predicted model, not a curated record.
UCUGGUCGCGCCACGUACAGAUCACACUACUCAUUUGCACCCUUGAAACGAGAGAACUCGGUCCUCGUCGUGCUGCAUGUUGAAGUGCAUUUUGCGAUCGCUCACACUAUUUCUGAUACGACGCUUGAGGCGAAGAAGAUCGCAUUUUGUCGGAUGAACAGCCACCUCCAGCUCAAGUGCCGGUCCGAGCAGCAGGUGCUCAACGACCUCACCAAGUGCGUCGCCGCCAAGGACUACACGUCCAAGCGCACUGCGGCUCUCCUCCAUGAGCUCACGUUCUUCUACGUCUCGGUCGUCGCCGACGCCGACGGCUCGAGCGCGUACGUCCACGACUCGGUGCUCCGCGACCUCUCGACGCUGCUCGUCAACAUCAAGGACAAGAAGGAGGACCAGAAGCUCGUGCGCAUUGUACACGUUCUCUUGCAGCACAUUGCGCAGCAAGUCCAGUUUGCCCAGCGCCUCGCCGCCCACGACCCCUCCGCUGCAAGCCGGUCGACGCCCCGCGGCGACAACACGGGCGCGAUCCUCGUCCAGCUCGCGUCGCUCUUGGACGUUGUCGCCAAGAAUGAGAUCAACCACCCGUUUCCGCCACGGCGGGUAUCGGCGUAUAAGCUCUACACAGUCCUCUGCGCGACGCUGCGCCAGCCCGAGCGCUGCUACAGUCUCGUAUCGGGCAUCGCGUCAUCUAGCGCAUGGACGAUGCUCAAGCUCACGAGCGCCAAGAAGAAGACGGACAAAGACCUUCCGACCCAAGUCGCGCUCCUCGAUGCGUCCUUGCAGGUCGCUCGGUCGCUCCGUGAGACGGCGCCGCAGAUCCUCGACCCACUCCUUCCACAGCUCAUCGCAGGCGCGUUCAUUCCGAGCCGACACGCCGCAGCCACGUGUCUUGCGCUCUUCGACACCAAGCCACUGCAGGUGGUCGACGCACUCAUGGCGCACGUCGGGACAGGAUCCGUUUCGAUCAACACACCCGACGCAAUCACGACCUGCUACCUUCUCAAGCUCUGCGGCAAGAUCGCGCGACUGCCCGUGGGCAACCGCGAGGCCAGCGCCGUGGCCGCCAACCUCCUCGACAUGAACUUUGACGCGCCGGCCGCACCCAAGAGCGUCAGCGGCCCCGUGAUUGAGCAGCACAUUUCAACGCGCGUCGCUGACCUCCUCCUCGACGUGUGCAUGCAAAAGCACACGUUCGUGCUCGCUUCCGCCCCGACCGCCGGCGGCCCGCCAACGCUAGCGCCGUGCACCGUGCUCCUCACAGCGAUCGAAGAAAUGACGCGCGGCCAAGUCGCGCCCAAGUGCUUUGAGAAGGUCCGCGGUGGCUUGAGCCCGUUCGAGAUUGCGGCCAAUGGCAUCCAGCUCGUGCUCACGACCCACGGGCAGAGUCCUCUCGUGCUGCACCGCGUGUGCCGGGCCGUGACGGCGGUCGCGUCGGCCUUUGACCUCGCGCUCAUCUCGUUUUCAGCGCACCACUUGGAUUUUCUCAGCAAAAUCACAGAGGCCAUUUGGAACAUCGCUGACGCGACAACGUCAUUUGCACCGUGCGUGCUGCAGGAGAGCCUCGUCGCGCUCGUGUGGCUACUGCCGCGGCGGGCGCCGUCCCGGACAGCGUCGCAAGCCCAUCUGGCGACGACCAGUGGCUGGCCCGAGCUCGUGCCGCAGCUGCUGUCGCUGCCACCGAGCGCGGUGUCGCACCUCGAGCGCGAAGCCAUCGUGCGCGCGCUCUUGGCACGUGCAACGCUCGUCGACGUCGACCCGACGCUGCUCGGGUAUGCCGCCAGCGUUCUCCAGCAUUGGUACGAGCAUUCGCCAAGCCAUUGGCACGGCGACGUCUUCCAGGCGCUCUGGCACAUUUACGUCUCGAGCGACAAGUGUUUCCGGCCGGCCGUCUUUGGCAGCCCGCUCGCCGUGCUCGACUUGCACCAAAGCCACGCUGAGAACGACCGGUCGACGCAGGCGAUGCAGUACACCAAAUGCAUUGCCAUCCAUUUCCUCACAACGACCCCCGUGCUCUUGGAUCCGAGCUGCGCGGCCAUGUGCGGUAGCGUGGUCCUACGCCUUGCCAAGCUCGCCAUGCUCGACGACUGGCCGGUGCGGCGGUCGGCCGUCGCGGGGCUUCUGCGGUUGCAGAGCGCACCCCGCGUGUCGCCGGUUCUCGCCAGCUUGCGCCGGCACGCGCCAUCGCAGGGAUACGCCGACCUCCUCGUCGCGACAAGUGCAUAAGAGACAGCAGGUGCUUGUAUUACGAUAACGGACGACUACUUGAACGUGUUGAAGUCGCGCACUUCGUUGACGA